AUGGAGUCAUCUACAGCUGAUGCCGGUGACAAGCAUCUGGGGAGCUACCUGACAUUGGGUUUGACAGUAUCGCAGUCAAAGAAAGGGGAUACUAAGUUUCCAAAGGUCCUGUCGCUUCUUGCCACAUAUCUGGGCAGAUCAGUUCAGAAGAAUGAAGAAUUACUAGGUUCUAAUGGAAUAAAGGAGUCGACCACCAUCUUUCAUGGCCAGAAGGUGCCAGAUCUCAGUAUACAGCUCUAUGCAGAGCGCAUUUUCAAAUAUGCCGAGUGCAGUCCAUCCUGCUUUGUGUUGGCACUUGUCUACAUGGAGAGAUAUCUACAGCAGCCAAAUGUGUACAUGACGCCCUUCAGUGUUCAUCGCUUGCUGAUUACAAGUGUGGUGGUUGCUGCCAAAUUCACAGAUGAUGCGUUUUUCAACAAUGCAUUCUAUGCUAGGGUGGGAGGAAUCAGCACAAUUGAGAUGAAUCGUCUCGAGCUGGAUUUGUUGUUUAAUCUGGACUUCAGGCUUAAAGUGAACCUAGAGACAUUCGGGAGCUACUGCUUGCAGCUGGAGAAACAUGCACCUGUGUCACCAGAGAGACUGCCGGUUCAGGUUCAUUGUGUCAGUGUCAAAGGAUCUAAAGAUUUGAGCUAUAGCAGCAGUGCUAGCGCCGACGAGUUUUGCCAGAGCAAGCUUGUUCGCCAAAGCUACAGCAGUCAGGCUCUCCAAGGAUGCAGCUGA
Messenger RNA from Triticum turgidum subsp. durum (durum wheat), 720 nucleotides. The record is from the annotation of a GenBank genome assembly. NCBI's taxonomy places the organism in Eukaryota, Viridiplantae, Streptophyta, Magnoliopsida, Poales, Poaceae.